GAGUGGUGAAUUGAGAGCGUCUCUGCUGCUGUGCAGCUCUCCGGGACCCUGAGUGGUGAAUUGAGAGCGUCUCUGCUGCUGUGCAGCUCUCCGGGACCCUGAGUGGUGAAUUAGAGCGUCUCUGCCGCUGUGCAUUGCUACGCAGCGAUGCGUGCCCCACUUGUGCUGCUCGCGCUCCUCGCCGGCGGCAGCCGGGCGCUCGCACCGCGCCCGGUCGCGCUCGGCCUCGUCAAGUACGCGCACAACGCCUGCUGCUGCGUCGUCGACGCGACGACGGGACGCCUGCUCUUCGCCGGCGAGAAGGAGCGACUCACGCGCGUGAAAAAUGACGGCGGCUGCGUCGGCGAUUUGGUGCGGCACGCGCUCCAGGCGUGUCAACGGACGCCGGAGGACGUCGUGAGUGUCGUGGCGAACGACCACCACCGGCCCGUACAAGAGACGGAGGCCGCGGCGAUCCGCGCGUCUAGGUUAGGCAUUUCGUCGCUGAUGGAUCCGGUGGACGUCCGCGACCCGUGCAACUUCUGGGACAUGCAGCGGGAGAUGUCGCAUCAUCGAGCGCACGCGCUCGGCGCCGUCGCGACGUUCGGGACUGCAGAAUGCGGUUUAGUUCUGUGCAUGGACGGGAUGGGCGACCGUGCCAAACGCUUCCGCGGGUCUGAUGCGGCUCAUAUUCGCGAUUCCAUGACGGAGUGCGUCCACGUCCUCAAUAGUGGGCAAGUGGCGUGGAAGGACGUUCCAGAUUCCGCGAGGGAGUGCGAGACAAUCUACCGGGAGGACCACGGUUCCCUAACACCCAUCUUCAAGCGCUGGUGUCACACACAACCAGAAAACGACCUGCUCAACGCCUACGGGGACUGGUUCGCGUCACCCCUAGAUUCGUUGGGGGCCGGCUACUCGCACGCGUCCCACUUGAUAUUUGGGGACUGGAACGCCUGCGGCAAGGUCAUGGGCCUCGCGCCCUGGGGUGCUGCUUCCAGCCAUUACGACGCGGGCUGGGGGUCGGCGACCAGAAACUCCUGGGCGGCGCGCGUCGCGGAGGCUUCGCUAGAAGACCGCCCGCGGAUUUAUGACGGUGCCGUCUGGCCUUGUUCAGGUGAGGAGGGGUUGAGGGUGGACCGGGAGGCCCUCGUCGCCAUUCUGGACGCCUCAUCAAAGAAACUCGACCCGUCGAUCGCCUUUCCCGUCAAAAAUCUUUGGAAGACAGGAGACGACGUCCACAGGGCCUGCGGCGCGGUGUUAGCCCAUGCGAUCCAGCAAGAUUUGGAAGACGUGGCGCUGGACUUCGUAAAGAAGGCUAGAAAUGAAGUCCCCGACGGACGUCGUAUCAUACUCUGCGGCGGCGUGGCCCUGAACUCGGUGCUCAACGGGAAGAUAGAGGGCAUGUUUCCCGACGUGGACGUGCUGGUGCCGCCGGCGCCGGGCGACGAGGGCUGCGCGCUCGGCUGUGCGGUGGCUGCACUAGAUUCGAUUCCGGACUUCUCUCGCGUCUUACCGAGGGCCGGCGCGGCGCCGGACGCGCCGGACGAGGCCCUAUCUCAUUUUGGCGAGUGGCUCGACAUGGAACGGAUCGAUGAUAACAAACUGAUUGAUGAAUGCUCGGAGAUGAUCGCCAAGGAAAAUACAAUAGUGUUCUGGUUCGAAGGCAGAUCAGAGUUCGGGCCGCGGGCGCUCGGCCACCGGUCGAUCAUCGCGCCGGCGACGAGAUGUGAUACGGUGGAUUUUAUCAAUGAUGUUGUGAAAGGUCGGGAAGAUUUUCGGCCCCUGGCGCCGGCGGUCUUGGCGGAGGAGGCUCAUGAAUGGUUCGAGGGUGGCUGCCGAGCGUCGCCGUUCAUGUCCCGGGUCUGGGUGUUGAAAGAGGAGGCGGCUCGGCGAGUGCCCGCUUGCGCGCAUGUGGAUCGCACCGCGCGGCCGCAGACAGUUGGUGAGAACGAGGUAGAUAUCGCCCGGUACCGUCGACUCAUCCAGGGCGUGUUUCGUUUAAUAGGUGUGCCCAUCGUCCUGAACACGUCGUUCAACACGAAGCCAGGCGAGCCGAUCGUGGAAACGACAAGGGGGGCGAUAGCGUCUUUUCUAGCUGCGGCGGCGCGCGGCGCGGGAGCUUGGGAUCUGGUUUUGUGUUUUCCCGGGAUUCUGGUGCGAAGCCGCCCGUGCCCUAUCGACGACGAGGGCCGCUUCGAGGACGCGGCGCGGUCCCUUCCUGUCAAACGCCACGAUGAUUGGGAGGUGCGCGAGAUAUGGAAUGAUGAUGGCGCGUCGCAGACGCUGUACGUGAGGGACCUCGACGAGGCCCUCGAGGACGCGGACCGGACGGGCCGCGGGAGUCAUGUCUUUCUGGACGAGCUCGAAUGUAGGAUUUAUGGAUUGUGCGACGGCGGUUUGAGCGCCGAGGAGAUCGCUUCAUCUAUCCUUGAUGAAUUAGAUGAAGACGAAUCAGACGAGGUUACAAGAGAGGACGUCUAUCUGCGACUCGCGCGGCUCUGGCGGAGGACGCUGAUUCGACUCAUGUUGUAGUCUGCGGCGAUGGCGAUGAGGAGACACGUUGGACGCCAUCGGCGCGACAUCUGUGCGCUGGCGUGGCUGCGGCGAUGGCGUGCGUCGAACCCUUCACGCCGUCGCCGCGACGUCUCGGACUAAUAAUGUUGUGACACAAUACUCAGAG
Pelagomonas calceolata is the source of this 2659-nucleotide messenger RNA. Lineage: Eukaryota; Pelagophyceae; Pelagomonadales; Pelagomonadaceae. The record is from the annotation of a GenBank genome assembly.